Manis pentadactyla (Chinese pangolin) is the source of this 3800-nucleotide messenger RNA. It is a transcript of the gene ACAP3, whose product is annotated as ArfGAP with coiled-coil, ankyrin repeat and PH domains 3. Gene Ontology annotation, cellular component: cytoplasm. The record is from RefSeq and is a predicted model, not a curated record. The transcript is spliced from 24 exons. Gene Ontology annotation, molecular function: GTPase activator activity; protein binding. The coding region runs from base 573 to 3083 and encodes 836 amino acids. Lineage: Eukaryota; Metazoa; Chordata; Mammalia; Pholidota; Manidae.
GCGGGGCAAGACUUAGGGAGCAGGUGCGAAGUGCCAGCCCGCUGUGGAGCGCGUGGGCCCCGUUCGCCCGCCCCCUCACUCUGGUCCUUCCGGAGCCAGGCCGUUCGCCGCGACCCACGCACGUGGUUUGCAAACUGCGGGAGUCGCGCGUCAGUCGGAUAGCUGGAGCGGCGGGGUGGCCUGACGGACUGCUCCCGGAGCCCGGCUCUGCUGGGCCCGCCUACGCCCGCGACUCGCGUUGGCCGGGAACGAGAGGGCGGGACAUAGGAGCGUCUCUACCAGAGUCGGGCGUGCCCGAGACCGCAGGGCGGGGUGUUUGGUGACACUCCCUGGCGGUGACAGCGGGCGUAGCGUGGGAGGCGGACUUUGGCGACUCUCCCCGGCAGUGACAGGCGGGCGGCACGCGGGCGGCUGACUUUGGCGACGCUCCCCGGUGGUGACAGGCGGGGCGGGGCGGCGGCUCGGCGGCCCAUUCCGGGGCUGGCGGGCGGGCGAGCGGGCCGGGACGGUCAGGGAUGCCGCUCGGGGCGCCGUGGUCCUCCUGCCAGUGAGCGCCGCGCGCCGCCGCAGCCAUGACGGUGGAGUUCGAGGAGUGCAUCAAGGACUCGCCGCGCUUCAGGGCCACCGUCGAUGAGGUGGAGACUGACGUGGUUGAGAUCGAGGCCAAGCUGGACAAGCUGGUGAAACUGUGCAGUGGCAUGAUCGAGGCGGGCAAGGCCUACGUCACAACCAACAGGCUCUUCGUGAGUGGCGUCCGUGACCUGUCCCAGCAGUGCCAGGGCGAUGCUGUCAUCUCGGAAUGUCUGCAGAGGUUUGGAGACAGCCUGCAAGAGAUGGUGAACUACCACAUGAUCCUGUUUGACCAGGCCCAGAGGUCUGUGCGCCAGCAGCUCCACAACUUCAUCAAGGAGGACGUGCGGAAGUUCAAGGAGACCAAGAAACAGUUUGACAGAGUGCGAGAGGACAUGGAGCUGUCCCUGGUGAGGAAUGCCCAGGCCCCGCGGCACCGGCCUCAUGAGGUGGAAGAGGCCACAGGUGCCCUGACCCUUACCCGGAAGUGCUUCCGCCACCUGGCGCUGGACUACGUGCUCCAGAUCAACGUCCUCCAGGCCAAGAAGAAGUUUGAGAUCCUGGAUUCUAUGCUGUCUUUCAUGCACGCCCAGUACAGCUUCUUCCAGCAGGGCUACGGCUUGCUGCACCAGCUGGACCCCUACAUGAAGACGCUGGCCGCCGAGCUGGACCAGCUGGUGAUCGCCUCAGCGGUGGAGAAGCGGGAGAUGGAGCGUAAGCACGCGGCCAUCCAGCAGCGGACGCUGCUGCAGGACUUCUCCUAUGACGAGCCCAAAGCACAGUUUGAUGUGGAUGCGCCAAGUGGUGUGGUGAUGGAGGGCUACCUCUUCAAGAGGGCCAGCAACGCCUUCAAGACCUGGAACCGGCGCUGGUUCUCCAUCCAGAACAGCCAGCUGGUCUACCGGAAGAGGCUCAAGGACGCGCUGACUGUGGUGGUCGACGACCUGCGCCUGUGCUCCGUGAAGCCCUGCGAGGACAUCGAGCGGAGGUUCUGCUUUGAGGUCGUGUCACCCACCAAGAGCUGCAUGCUGCAGGCCGACUCAGAGAAGCUGCGGCAGGCCUGGGUCCAAGCGGUGCAGGCCAGCAUUGCCUCUGCCUACCGGGAGAGCCCAGACAGCUGCUACAGUGAGAGGCUGGACCGUGCGGCAUCCCCGUCCACCAGCAGCAUCGACUCAGCCACAGACUCUCGGGAGCGCGGCAAGGGUGAGGGUGUGCUGCAGCGCAUGCAGAACGUGGCUGGCAACAGCCAGUGUGGAGACUGCGGUCAGCCAGACCCCCGCUGGGCCAGCAUCAACCUGGGCGUGCUGCUCUGCAUCGAGUGCUCAGGCAUCCACAGGAGUUUGGGUGUCCACUGCUCCAAGGUGCGGUCCCUGACACUGGACUCGUGGGAGCCCGAGCUGCUGAAGCUGAUGUGCGAGCUUGGGAACAGCACUGUGAACCAGAUCUAUGAGGCCCAGUGUGAGGGACUGGGCAGCAGGAAGCCCACAGCCAGCAGCCCCAGGCAGGACAAGGAGGCCUGGAUCAAGGACAAGUAUGUGGAGAAGAAGUUCCUGAGGAAGCCACCCUUGGCACCAGCCCGGGAGGCCCCACGUCGCUGGAAAGCGCAGAAGUGCCAGCACCACCACAGCUCCCCCCAUGUCCCCACCGCCCGCCGCAAGGUCCGGCUGGAGCCUGUCCUGCCCUCUGUGGCUGCUCUGUCCUCAGGCACUGUGGAGCGAAAGUUCCGGAGGGACUCGCUCUUCUGCCCAGAUGAGCUGGACUCCCUCUUCUCCUACUUUGAUGCUGGGGCUGCUGCAUCUGGUCCACGCAGUCUGAGCAGCGACAGCGGCUUAGGGGGCAGCUCCGACGGCAGCUCGGACAUCCUGGCCUUCGGCGCCAGCUCCGCGGUGGACAGUGUCACUGAGGAGGAGGGCGCAGCAGAGUCGGAGGAGUCCAGCGGCGAUGCGGAUGGCGAGGCCGAGGCCGAGGCCUACGCCUGGGGCCUGGCGGACGUGCGCGAGCUGCAUCCUGGGCUACUGGCGCACCGCGCAGCGCGCACCUGCGACCUCCCCGCGCUGGCUGCAGCGCUGGCCCACGGGGCCGAGGUCAACUGGGCCGACGCGGAGGAUGAGGGCAAGACGCCGUUGGUGCAGGCUGUGCUAGGGGGCUCUUUGAUCGUCUGUGAAUUCCUCCUGCAAAACGGGGCGGAUGUGAACCAAAGAGACAGCCGGGGCCGCGCUCCCCUUCACCACGCCACGCUCCUGGGCCGCACUGGCCAGGUCUGCCUGUUCUUGAAGCGGGGGGCGGACCAGCACGCGGUGGACCACGAAAAGCAGGACCCGCUGAGCAUCGCGGUCCAGGAGGCAAACGCCGACAUCGUCACGCUGCUCCGGCUGGCCCGCAUGGCUGAGGAGAUGCGCGAGGCCGAGGCUCCCGCGGGCCAGGCAGGCCUCCUGGCUGGCAGCAGCCCCACGGAGCUCCAGUACCGCAGGUGCAUCCAGGAGUUCAUCAUCCUCCACCUGGAGGAGAGCUAGGGCGGGACUGGCCCGGCUGCCAAACCGCCUUGGGCUCUCACCCUGCCUGUGCCUGGACAGCCUGGGCCCAGCUCCUGAGGGCGCCGGUGCUGGGCUCGGGGAGCCCCAGCCGCCUGCUCUGCCGUUGGUGGAGCUGCCGGACCCCCGGGGCCCCAGCACUGAAUCUUCUGAAGCCCCAUGUUCCCUGGGAGGCGCUGUGUCAUCCGGGGCCCCUCACCCCACGCGGGGACCCUGUGUCUCUAGGUGACCCCUUCCUCGGGGGUCUGGGUCGCUCAUGUCAAAAACCACUCUGAAGGCCCCGAGUCACCUUGUGCCCCUCUGUCCCUGUGCCCCUCUCCCUGCCCCCUGCCUGUGUCACCUCCUGCUCCCACCCUUACUGCCCCAGAAUGCUGACCUGCUAGUUGGGUCUCUCCUAUACACCCCCAGAGCCCCUCCAUUGGGCCCUGGCUGGUGGCUGGCCACCAGCGCCUUUCGAGGUCAGAGGGGCAGUCCAUCCAGGGAAUCAACCCGCGUACCUCACUUAGUGACCCCGGCAUCCGGGCUGGGCUUCUCGGGUGCUGGGGGCAGAGGCUCUGGCCUGGGGCCUCAGCCCUGGCUGGAUGCAAGCAUCCUGAGGCCACAUGGCUGGCCAUGCCGGCCCCAGUGCUGGCAGCCCUAACCCACCUCCUGCAGAGGUACUUGGCCCAAAGCCAGCGCAUAAAGGGUUUUGUCACUGUC